Nicrophorus vespilloides is the source of this 1074-nucleotide messenger RNA. Its product is annotated as ankyrin repeat domain-containing protein 40-like. The record is from RefSeq and is a predicted model, not a curated record. The coding region runs from base 195 to 935 and encodes 246 amino acids. The transcript has 3 exons. Lineage: Eukaryota; Metazoa; Arthropoda; Insecta; Coleoptera; Silphidae. Gene Ontology annotation, molecular function: protein binding.
UGCUUUUACGCGAGGCGCACAUGGACUUUUGCGUUUUUACUAAAUAAUGCAUAGUAGAGCGUAUCAAAGAUUCAGAUAAGGCACUACAGGUGACCCUAGAUGUCAAAAUUUAAAUGAAUUGCAGGAUCAAUAGUUCACAUAUAGUGGAAGUAUGUUCUGCACAGUGCUAAAAGUAGUAUACAGAAUAUAGGAUUAUGGCUAAUUUGGAAGAGCGCUUCAGAGAGGCAGCAUGCAUGGGAGAUUUGGAUGCUGUGCAAGCUCUGAUAGCUCAAAACAUUGAUGUUAAUUCAAAAAACCCAGUGAAUGGAUGGACUGCUCUUCACUGGGCUUGUAGGAGAGGCAAUGAAGAUGUUGUUAGGGUACUGUUAAACAGUGGUGCUGAUUCAAAACUGGAGAAUGAUAAAGGAGAGAAACCAGUGAAUGUGUGCAACCAUCAGAAUAUAGCUUCACUGCUAGGAGAGUCCAUUACUCCAAAUAAUUACUAUCAGGAAGAAAGCAGCACUAAAUUUGUCCCAAAUUACAUUAGGAAUGCUCCUUUGAAUGGACAAGUUGAGAUUCCACCUAAAUUGAGGCCCAGGCAUGAUUUCACAUCACUCCCAACAACUUCAUUACCAUCUCAAACUGAUGAUUUAGUACUUAAGGUGCGCGUCUUCGGUUCGUCCGAUCCGGAUUUCAUAGAAAUCGAAAUGCCGCGUUGGAAACUCACCUAUUCCACUUUAUUGCAUAUAUGUUGCGAAGAGUUGGAGAUUUCCGAGACGCGAGUUGAGAGGAUUCGAAAGCUACCAAAUACUAGGCUCAGAAAAGAUAACGAUGUGAAAAGGCUGACGGAUUUCCAAUGCUUAGAAAUCGUGCUGAAGACGCCGAUUACUCUUGAUAAACUGAACAACUCAUAUCAAAGCAUAUCCACUUGCAAAGAUCAGAAAAUCUUGUACUGAAAAGGAGAAAACAAACUGAAAACAACAUUUCACAAGUAUUGUAGUGCAGCAGAGAUAAUAAACGAGAGCUUCUACACAUUUAUAAAACUGCACUGCUUAGUACAAAAAUGAACAGGAACAAUAAAUUUUGUAAAUUGUA